UGCAUUGGAUAAGUAAGACUAAGAUAACAAUACUGUAGCACAGAUGGAGAUGAAGUUCGAUAUCUUGGGUUGAGGAGGACGUGGGAGAUGUGAUGUAUCCAUGAUGCUGCUGCUCUUGUUCCUUGUAUUAAAGGAUGCUGCCCUAUGAGUCUUCUGGCAAAUUAAUUGAUAUGCUGCACUGGAUAGUGGAGAGAUUUGGAUCUGUUAUUGCAGAAAUUUCUAACGAUAGUUUUUGGUUGAGUCAAGGAAUCAAAGUUACCCAGAAGUGUUUGGGUACAUUAAAUUUCAAAGUAAAUUUAUUAUCGAAGUACAUAUGUUAUGAUGAGAGUCAUUUUUUGCAGGCAUUUACAGAGAAAAAGAAAUAAAAUAGAGUUUACAAGGAAAUGCACAUAAACAAAGACUGCCAACUAAUAUGCAAAUGAAGACAAACUGCAGAUAAAAAUAAUACUGAGAACACUAGUGUAAGGAACCCUUGAAAAUUAGUCUGUAGGUCAUAGAAUUGGUGAAUGAAAUUAACCGCACUGGUUCAGAAGCCUGAUGGGUGUAGGGUAAUAACUGUUCCUGAACUUGGUGGUGUGGCACCUAAGGCUCUGUACUUUCUUCCAGAUGGUAGCAGUGAGAAGAGGGCAUGACCUGGAUGGUGUGAGUCUUUGAUAACGGAUGCUGCUUUCUCGUGGCAGUGCUCCAGUGUACUCAAUGGUGGGGAGGUCUUUGCCUGUAAUGGACUGGGCUGUACGAUGAUUCCGUGGUAGCUUCCAAUCUGAUGGCAUAAAUAUCGAUUUCUCCUUCAGCUUUGAAAGUUUGAAACAAGGUUGUGAUUCUUUCUGAAGAGAACUGAAAGGAAUAUUUUUCACUUGUUGGCAAGAUAUAUUAGGAACUAAUCAAGAUGCCUUCCCACGGCAAACUCAUGGUGCCUGAUGGUUUGAAAACUCUGCUAGAGGCAUUGGGCAGAGCUGUGGUGCAAGACCAGCCUGACAACAUCCAACAAUUUGCCUCUUCAUAUUUCAAGGAGUUAUUACAGUUUCGAGAUGGGAAUCCAUCACUUGAUAUGAAUGACUUAGUGAAAAUGUUUCACGUGAGCAGAGGUAUUCAGGAGUCUGAAAAGUCUGAUGAUGGUGAUAGUUGCCCAUUACAUUCAUCUAGUAAAGAUGAGGCUUCAACACCUUCGCCCACUGGGAGAACAUCAGACUCCAGUGCAGUUUGCCCUCUAGAAGAAAGUUCUUCAAAACCAGCAGCAGCUGCAGAGACUGAUUCUGCAGAAGAGGAUCUUAUUGCAUCUUGUCCAGAGGGAAAGGAUGCUGACGGAAAUGACAAACAAUUACCCUGCCUUGUUGAUAAGGGCUUUAAACUAGUAUAUGGUAGAAUUGAUAAAUUGGGAACUAAAAUGGAUGAUCUGAUUGGCAGUAUUAAAAAUCUUGCUGAUGUUAUGUCCAAGGAGCAAAGUGCAGAAGGGAAACAACGCCAAGGAGCAGAACCUACCGCAGAGAGCACAAAAGCAGCAUCACCAGAAGCAAAAUCUCCAGAAACAACAAUACCUGCAUUAACAUUUCCAGGAGCAACUACACCUGGGGCAAAAUCCCCAGGAACAACAACACCUGCAUUAACAUCUCCAGGAGCAACUACACCUGGGGCAAAAUCCCCAGAAGCAAAAUCACCAGCAGCAAAAUCCCCAGAAAGAACGACACCUGGAGUAGUAUCUCCAGGACUAAGAACACCUGGGGCAAAAUCCCCAGAAACAACGACACCUGGGGUAACAACACCAGGAGCAACUACACCUGGAGCAAAAUCACCAGGAAUAACAACACCUGGAGCAAAAUCACCAGGAACAUCAACACCUGGGGCAGCAACACUAGAAGCAAAAUCACCAGAAGUAAUGACACCCGGUGCAAAAUCACCAGAAGCAACGACACCGGGGGUAAUAACACCUGGAGAAACAUCACCAGGAGCAAUGACACCAGAAGUAGCUGCGUCAGGUACAAAGACACUGGAAGCAGCAACCCCAGAUGCAAAGACACCAGAAACAACAAGUCCAGGAGCAAAAACUCCAGAUCCAGAACUAGAAGUGGAAGUAGAAGUAAAAGAAGAUUAAAUUACAGAACCAGGACAACAUUUCAUCCUACCUUCUUCCAACCUUCUUCUUAAGCAAAAACUUAAGAAAAAAAGGCUGAAGACAAUAAGUU
Mobula hypostoma (lesser devil ray) is the source of this 2180-nucleotide messenger RNA. Its product is annotated as neurofilament medium polypeptide-like. Gene Ontology annotation, molecular function: calcium ion binding. The record is from RefSeq and is a predicted model, not a curated record. Lineage: Eukaryota; Metazoa; Chordata; Chondrichthyes; Myliobatiformes; Myliobatidae. Gene Ontology annotation, cellular component: sperm fibrous sheath; cytoplasm. Gene Ontology annotation, biological process: sperm capacitation. Bases 887 to 2089 code for a protein of 400 amino acids. The transcript has 5 exons.